This is a messenger RNA of Hydractinia symbiolongicarpus, 3158 nucleotides long. RefSeq names its product KRAB-A domain-containing protein 2-like. Gene Ontology annotation, molecular function: nucleic acid binding. NCBI's taxonomy places the organism in Eukaryota, Metazoa, Cnidaria, Hydrozoa, Anthoathecata, Hydractiniidae. The record is from RefSeq and is a predicted model, not a curated record. The coding region runs from base 1442 to 2587 and encodes 381 amino acids. Gene Ontology annotation, biological process: DNA integration. The transcript is spliced from 6 exons.
UAAAGAAGUAGACCAAUUCUAUUGAACAAUCACACGAAACAUGGCUUAAAGUUGUGUUUACGAACGAUCAAGUAGUGUGCCAGUUGACAAAAUAGAAAGAUGGAAGACGUCUAAAAUAAUUUGAGAAAAAAGCUGCAGGCAAAGGAAGCAGUGAAAUACGCCCUUUAACAUUACAAGCGCCCACAAAACCCCAAUUUUAAGUUAUUAGGAAAAAACAAACAAAUUUGUGAAGACACAAGUCAGUGGGAAAGAGGUGAAAAUUGUUUUUUUUAUUUUUCAUGUUAGGUGAUGCACAAAUUCGCUAAAACAACCGUUAAAAAAAGUGAAAAGUCGUAGGUGGUGCGCGUGCGGUUUGUAGUAAAAGGGGUCUACUGCUCCAUUUGGGUGCGUGAUUCAAGUAACCAAGAUGGCGGAAAAAGCUGUUGCGUCUCUCUUGUGUUUUGUUGCAUCUAGCUAUACUUACAUUAAUAAAAGAAGUUGUUGCUUAAUAUUUCGUUAUUGUGUGUAACAUGUAUGUUAAAUUAAGCCUUCUUCAAAACACAUAUUUAAUUGAAGUAAGAUAGCUAGCUAAAGAGACGACGUCUAUAUAUGGGAAGGGGUCUAAUAAAACUUUUGACAUAUAAUGGCAGAGCUAGCUAGUGGUGGUGCUAGCUAGCUAUCUCUUUAGCUAGUUAGUUAGCUACUUUUUUAACAUACAUAUGUUGCAUUUUUUUCAAGAAGCCCUUGAAAAUUGUAAAUUUGUAAUAAAACUAAAAAAUAUGAAGCCAGCUAGUUAGCUAGGUUUUUUUCUGCCCGGAUUAUGAAUGCUGCCUGAAUUAUUUAUGGCAGCUUACCCCGUUUAUAAACAGGACCGUAAAAACAUAAUCGGGGCAACAUAAUCGGAAUUGGCGGCUUAUGUAUAGCUAUGCACGACAGUUCUAUUAUUUGGUACUUAUAAUAUGAACAUAAUUGAGUCGGGCCAGCUUAUGUACGGCACUUUUUAUAUUAUUUGGCACUUAUGCACGAAAGUUAAAAUAUUAUUUGGCACUUAUAGAACGAACAUAUCAGGGCAGGUCGGUUUAUGUACCACAGUCUAAUUUUAUUAGGCACUUUAGAAUGAACAUAAUCUGGGCAGGCUGGCUUAUAUACAACAUUUUUUAUUAUUUCUAACUUAUAGAACGAACAUAAUCAUGGCAGCCCGGCUUAUAUACAACACUUAUAUUAUUUUUCACUUAUAGAGUGAACAUAAUUGGGGCAGGUCAGCUGAUGUGCAACACUUUAUAUUAUUUCUAACUUAUUGAAGAAACAUAAUUGGGGCAGCCCGGCUUAUGUUUUUUUGCCAUGCCUAGUUUUCAAUGGCCGGAGAGGAUGUUUAGUCUGUUACAAUUUCGAAUAAAAUGUCUUAAUAAAACUUUCAUUUAAAUUUUGCAAUCGUCUGAGCUAUACUAGUUUUAGUUAAGCCAUGGAAGGUCAUCGCCAAAAAUUUGAACAAUUUGCCCAGCGUUACACAGCCACUGGAAAAAGACCAACAAGUGGCACAAUAACAAGAGAGUUGGGGAAGAAAAUUUCCCAGUACUUAAAAAGUGAAGAGCCAGACAGUAACAAGGGUGCAGAAGCACGUCGAUUCAGGUUAUUUAUCAAGAAGUUUAAGCUUAUAAACUGCAAAGAGCUGGGAAUGGUGGAUAUUUUGAUUGUACCUUCAAAACAAGCUAAAAACAAUACAGGUAAUCAAUUGAUACCUGAAGGUUACUUAAGAGUGGCAUACGUAGAUGAAUUCUUUGACAUCAUACACUCAGUUCACUGUAAUGAAUUAAAUCACGCUGGUGUGAAAAAGACCUACAAAAAGGUUGCAAGUUCAUUUUGGGGUAUCCCAAGAUCGGCUAUUGAAGAGUAUAUCAAUCUUUGUGAAACUUGCCACUUAAAAAAGCCACAGAAGACUGUACCGCCCAUCAAGGCCAUUAUAUCAAAUGGCUUCAUGAAACGCCUCCAAGUUGAUUUAAUAGACAUGAGUCAUAUGCCUGAUGGAGACUAUAAAUAUAUCCUUCAUUCCAUUGAUCAUUGGUCGAGAUUUAAUUUUCUUGCUGCCCUGGAGAAAAAGGAAAGCGCUCCAAUUGCAGUUGAGUUGGAAAAAAUAUUUUCAUUGUUUGGACCGCCAAAGAUCUUUCAUUCUGAUAACGGUUCAGAAUUUGUAAGUAAAUCAAUAGAUCAUAUUAUCGAAGCUUGGCCGGGGGAGAUUCAGGUGGUUCGUGGUCGUCCUCGCCAUCCACAGAGUCAAGGCAUGAUUGAACAAGCUCUUAUUAAUGUGGAACAUAGCAUAUCGGUCAUGAUGGCUGAGUGUCCCAGUGACACCAAACCAUGGAGCUCGUGGUUGCCACAAAUAUGUUAUGCCAUCAACACACAACAACUUAGCGCUACAGGAUGUACUCCGUAUGAGCUAGUGUUUGGACGACCGCCAUCCACUACAAUCAUACCGACUGUUUUAAAACAAUCGGCGGUUAUCACUGAUUCUAACCUUGAUGAUGAUGAAGACGUCGACUUUUUCUCCAUGUCUGUUGAAGAGCAAAUGAAUUACAAAUGUCAUGCUGAGCAGCCACGCGACGGUUUAUGAUGUUGAAUUGCCAUUUCGACGUGUAUAUGCUGACAUGUUGCAAUACAUUGAAGUUAAACUUUUUUCAUUGCUUUGUUAGAAUAUAUUCCUGCUGAUAUUGUGUAUAUAUACUUAUUAUGUAUGCUUUAGAUAUAGAUUUUUUUAGUAUGUUAAGGCUGUAUCUAGCUUGGCUACCCCAGAUCUUUAUUUACUUAAGCUGUUUUCCUAGUCUCGAAAAGGCAAAAGGGCCGAGAGAUGAAGUUGUUACUUGUGUCAUCUGCUUUUUGUUAUACCCUUGUAAUAUAUAUUUAUUUAAAUUUAUGUUAUGUUCAUAUUAUGUUCCUUAACAUGGUUUUAUCAUUUACCAAAAAGAUGAAGAAGAGAAUUUUAUCGUACUACAGUCUUUUUUACAAAAACACACUUUAUCAGAGCAAUGAGUUAAGAUUGUGUGAAAAAUUAAGAACAACUGAAAAACAAUGAUAGGCUCAGAUUUUACCAAUUAACAUAAAAUAACGGGUGUGAAACCCUUUGUUAGUUCAUAUUUUUAAUGUAAUAAAUGCUUUAAAUCGAGAAGAAAUAUUCCUUUGACUAA